ACAGGAUUCUGUACACGCGAUAACACAUCAGCAUCAGCAAGGAGGUCUCCCAGACGAUGUAUGCAUGCCUGCAUGCAGUCACAAGUCACAAGUGUGUCUUGAUGAGCUGGAGGGAUCCGUGGUCGAGGUCGCUGAUAUACCUGCGUGGGGAUAGCAUUCACCCACUCACCCUCAUCAUGCCAUCCUACGCCCCUCCACAUCCACGAUUGUGAUCGGCGCGCCUCUAUAGACUAGCACCUCUCUGGAUGGUCACUACAGCAAAGUGCGCGGACACGCAUACACACAGACUGUGACAACUGCAAGGGGAGUCUCCAACCCAUAACCCAUAGACGCUCGUAGCAACAGCAUCGCUCCUCGACUCUCGGACCUUUUUCCACCUUGCCGCACGCCUACGUAGCACGAUGGCGUCCAGCAGCAAACCCAAUUUGGAUGGCAUCCUGCUCCUCGAGCAACCAUUUGCCAGACUACCUCACGAGUCUCUGCGUCGUCAACUGCGCACGCACCAACGCUUGGUGGAUCGAGACAUGGCGUAUUGCGCUUCGCUGCUUUCGGACAUCGGCGCAUCCACCGGUCCAAGCAGCGCUGCUCGAACAUCGGGCGCCUCAUCCUCCAAGAGUCCGCAAAAGUCGAGCGGUAGCAAGAGCAAAACUGCCUCCAGCACUCCCGCUUCCAAACUCGCCAUCGCUGAAGCUGCCCUUGCCAAGCGCAGAGCAGCCCUCACCUUGGCCGGCUCUAGCAGCAACGCAGGUAGCAGUAGCAGCCUGAGCAUCCCCUCGCCUGGUGCCAGUGCGGCUGUCAACGCCGGCUCGGGAGCAGCGACGCCGAGCAGCGCUUCUGGUUCUUCACAAUCACAGGCUCCGCCUCUUUCAUCCGCUGCUUUAUCUGCGGACGCUGUGAGCGUUGACGAUUCUCUACUCCUGGCGACGCAUCAGCCUCAACCGUCUGCAGCAACAGCGGUGCCGAACAAACCAGACUCAGAGGUACACCGUGCACUCGAUGUGAUGAUCGGUCGUCUGCGCGGCCUCAAACGCAAGCUCUCUCCAAUAGGCGAGCAGGCAAUGUCGGCGCUCGGAGUGGCAGAUGCGCGGUUGAACCAUUUGGCGGAUCUCCACUUGAUUGAGAGCACCGCCACCCCUGAAUUCGAAGAGUGGAGCAAGACGAGGCUUGAUCGGAUGCUGGCUGACUAUCUGCUGCGAAGGGGCUACUCUGGCGCCGCAUCUGCGUUGGCAAAGAGUCGUAACAUAACGGAGCUGGUCGACCUUGAAUUGUUCGACGAAAUUGCUAGCAUCGAGAAGUCUUUGGCUCCACCUGUGCCCGGCUCAGGGACGAAGCGCACCUGCGCAGCAGCAUUGGCUUGGUGCUCGGAGAACAAAGCCGCGCUGCGAAAGAUUAAGUCUACCCUUGAGUUUGACCUGAGGCUUCAAGAGUUCAUAGAAUUGGCACGCGCAAGGGAGGCGGGCACUCUCAAGGAUGCGAUCACGUACGCCCAGAAACAUCUUUUGCCACUGUAUUCUAGCUCGCCAACGAGACCGGCCGGAGACAAGGACAAGCCGGUCGAUGCGGCCGAGAUGCUGGUCGACGCCGCUGCUCAUGAAGCUAUGCUGGCCCAAGUGGCACGAGCUAUGGGUUUGCUGGCCAUGCCGCCAGGCAAAUGGGCAUAUAACGACUUGUACAGCGAAGAUCGCUGGGCUUGCAUCUCUGACUCUUUCCGACGGUGCGCGCUUCAGCUGCAUAGCUUGACGCCUCAACCUCUGCUGCAUAUAGCUCUCAGUGCCGGACUGUCCAGUCUCAAGCUGCCAGCCUGCUACAGCCACGAGGCCUCAGGUAUCAACAACUCGAGUGGUAGCGGCACUCAUCCUCCGCCACACCUGGGCGGCAGGACAGCUGGAGACAGUGGCGCGCUGAACCUCGGAGCUGCACCGAGUAUCUCUGCGCCUGCUCUUUCGGUCAGCGCAGCUCCAGGUGUAGGAGCUGGUUUGCAUGCCAGUCCCUCCUCCGGCUCUCUUGGAGGUUUGCAGCCACUUCAAGCCUCUCCAUUUUCUCGAGCCGGCUCUGUACUCUCAAGCUCGACGGAUGGCAUGUCCGUUUCGUCCUCUGCACCGCCUUCGGCUUCGGCAUCCAUCAUUGUCGAUCCGAACGACAGCAGAAAUACGAACUGCCCAGUGUGCGACACGGUUGGGCUCGGAACGCUCGCCAGAGAGGUUCCUUGGUCACAUCAUACCAACUCGACGCUUGUAUGCCGCAUCUCCGGACGUGUGAUGGAUGAGAACGACCCUCCCCUAGCUCUGCCCAACGGUCACGUGUACUCGCGCGGAGCUCUCGAGGAGAUGGCGGCAUCGAAUAAAGACUCCAUUGUCACCUGUCCAAGGACGGGACAGUCUUUCUUCUUCUCUGCUGCGCGAAAGGUUUACAUUUCUUAGCGCCUCCAACAUGUGCUGAAGAUGCCACAAGAACGUUGAGACCCUGCGUGCUCAGCCCUGCGCUCGCGACUCAUCUCAUCGCCUUGAUUCGAACGCUAUUGAUCAAUUUGUUUCGCACGUGUUUCAGCUUGGCCUACACUUUGCUAUCUUCAGUACUUGUACUUGUGCCUCACUCACAUUCAGAUUCCGUCA
Ceraceosorus guamensis is the source of this 2612-nucleotide messenger RNA. RefSeq lists its product as hypothetical. Gene Ontology annotation, molecular function: protein binding; ubiquitin protein ligase activity. Gene Ontology annotation, biological process: proteasome-mediated ubiquitin-dependent protein catabolic process. The record is from RefSeq and is a predicted model, not a curated record. Gene Ontology annotation, cellular component: nucleus; GID complex; cytoplasm. The coding region runs from base 402 to 2420 and encodes 672 amino acids. NCBI's taxonomy places the organism in Eukaryota, Fungi, Basidiomycota, Exobasidiomycetes, Ceraceosorales, Ceraceosoraceae. The transcript has 6 exons.